Oncorhynchus keta (chum salmon) is the source of this 1577-nucleotide messenger RNA. It is a transcript of the gene parvaa, whose product is annotated as parvin, alpha a. Gene Ontology annotation, molecular function: actin binding. NCBI's taxonomy places the organism in Eukaryota, Metazoa, Chordata, Actinopteri, Salmoniformes, Salmonidae. Gene Ontology annotation, cellular component: actin cytoskeleton; focal adhesion; cytoplasm. The record is from RefSeq and is a predicted model, not a curated record. Gene Ontology annotation, biological process: establishment or maintenance of cell polarity; cilium assembly; actin cytoskeleton organization.
AUGGAUUUAUCGGUGGUGGCCGUGUUACCUAGCUUCAGUGCAUGUCUUGAGUUCCAGGAGGAAGGGAUGAAUGCCAUCAACCUGCCACUGAGCCCCACCCAAUAUGAACUGGACCCAGAAGACACCCUGUUAGAGGAGAAUGAGGUCCGCACCAUGGUCGACCCCAACUCCAACAACGACAGCAAACUACAGGAACUCCAGAAGGUGCUGAUCGACUGUAUCAAUGAUAUGUUGGUAGGAGAGAGGAUCAUCGUGAAGGACCUGGCUGAAGAUCUAUACGACGGGCAGGUUCUGCAGAAACUCUUUGAGAACCUGGAGGGGGAGAAGCUGAACGUGGCUGAGGUGACCCAGUCGGAGAUCGCCCAGAAGCAGAAGCUACAGACGGUUCUGGACUCCAUCAAGAUCUCCGCCAGGAGCAUCAAAUGGAACGUGGACUCUGUACAUGCUAAGAGUAUAGUGGCCAUUCUUCACCUGUUGAUGGCGCUGUCUUAACACUUCAGAGUACCAAUCAGACUUCCUGACCACGUGUCCAUCCAAGUAGUGGUGGUUCAGGUACUGGAGGGAAUUUUUCAGUCCCGCCAGAUCCAGGAGGAGAUCACAGGCAAUACAGGGGCUUUAUCUGGGAGACAUGAGCGAGAUGCUUUCCAAGCCCUUUUUGACCCCACUCCAGAAAAGCUCAAUGUUGUAAAACAGACUCUCAUCACCUUUGUGAACAAACACUUGAACAAGCUCAAUCUGGAGGUGGCUGAACUGGACACACAGUUUGCUGACAGUGUUUACCUGGUUCUGCUGUUGGGACUGCUGGAGGGCUACUUUGUUCCGCUCUAUAAUUUCUUCCUGACAGAUGAGAACUUUGACCAAAAGGUGUACAACGUGUCCUUCUCCUUUGAGCUGAUGCAAGAUGAAGGUCUGGAGAGACCCAGGCCUGAAGAUAUUGUGAACUGUGACCUCAAGUCCACGCUGAUGGUGCUGUAUAAUCUCUUCACCAGAUACAGAAAUGUGGACUGAAUAUGUGGUGUUGUUGGCACUCAUUUUACUGGUAAAUAUUCAAUUGCAAUUUUCACAAUUGCAUGCUUCAAGGGAAGCUUUUUAAUUAUGCCAAGAGCACUACGAACCAAUCCAGGACAUGAAGCAUUUUUAUUAUGAAACAACAAUUUAGCAAUAGAUUGUACCAAAUAUUGUAUGUGCCAUAAUAAUAACUAUAAAUUGUAUGUGCCAUGUUUUACUUGUCUGCAACUACACUAAUGUCAUGUUCUGACCUUUAUUUCCUUUGUUUUGUAUUUAUUUAAUAUGGUCAGGGCGUGAGUUGGGUGGGCAGUCUAUGUUUGUUUUUCUAGGUUUUGGGUAUUUCUAUGUUUCGGCCUGGUAUGGUUCUCAAUCAGAGGCAGGUGUCAUUAGUUGUCUCUGAUUGAGAAUCAUACUUAGGUAGCCUGGGUUUCACUGUGUGUUUGUGGGUGAUUGUUCCUGUCUCUGUGUUUUGCACCAGAUAGGGCUGUUUUUGGUUUUCCACGUUUAUUGUUUUGUAGUGUUUAUGUUUGUAGUGUUUAUGUUUAUCUGUUUUUAUUAAACAUGAAUCA